AUGGAUUCUCGACGGAAGGAGUCCGAGCGCUGCCGGGCACAGGCCUCCUCUGGGGAGCGACGGAGCGCAAGCCGGACAACCAUCUCCUCCUCGGAGCCUUGUGGGAUGAGCUCAGGGUCGAUGAAUAUGGAGCGCUUUGCUUUGCUUGCUUCCCUUUUCGUCCGCUCCCCCAACGAGGUCGAAAUCUGCGGCGAAUGCGACCGGGAGAACCGAUCCCAAGGUUUACUAAAGCCAAGUCAACAACCAGGUUCGAGCUGCCGGGGAAAUAUGGGCAAUGUACUUGCAAUGCCUGCACAUGUUUUCCAGACAGCUCAACAGAACCAUGUGGUUGUGGUUGCGGAGGAAACAUUCAGAUUAUGUGACGUGGAUCGUCUGUCUCAAGUUACCAGAAAACUGCACCGGUCCAUUGAGCAGCACCCCCACUCAAAGCAGGCAGACACGACGUGCUGUGUCUCAGCUGAAAGGAGAAGCCACGACAGUUAUCCAUCGUCUGAUGAUGGUGAUGUUCCAGAGUGGCACCUUCAUUUUUCCAACCGGGCCAAUCCCCUCCCCCUAACCGACAAGCGGCAGCUUCAUUAUCGAUCACAUAUGUAUAUGGAAACUGAGGGUCUUGAAUGUAUCUUACCUGACCAUAUGGCCCAACUAGAAGACAUUGUACGCCACCACACAGUGGCUGUUGGUCCUGGUUACGAGGAAGAGCUACUCCAACACCUCCCACACAGCACAGAUGCGUUGACCAGCCUUUUCAAUGAACUGGAAAUUCGGUUGACCAGUAUUAGUCCUGAAUGUGAAGAUUUUCCCAUCAGGUUGAAAACAUACACAGAAUUGCUCUGUUUGAUUAAAGGGCAGUUAUAUGACGAGAGUAGACCAUUUAGGGAAUUUAAGAUAGGCUACUUUGCACAGUUUGCAAAACACCCUAUAGAAAUUCUCGUGAAAAUUGCACUUCUUCUCAGCAAGAUGGAGUGGUCUGUCACUGAUAUUUGUCCAAUGAUGCUUGCAUAUGAGGCAGUUAUGGAUGUUGUUCCUCUUAUCCAAAAAUUAAUUCCCAGUGAAUCUGAUGAUCUCUUACCCGAGAUUAAAAGUAACAUCUGGGAGUCUUUCAGGAAAAUAGUUGGCAGUAUGGGGGAUCCUCAGGGUGGUGCCAUUCACUCAGUGACAUGUUCCCUGGUAGACUCAGUGAAGAUUAUCCAUAGUCACAAACAGUUAGUGCAAUCUUUUGCUCCUGAUGAUGACAGCCACUCGUUUGGAAAUCUUCUGUCUGGCGUGAUUGGAAGGUGGAUAUCUGCACUCGAGAAACAUCCGAUGUCAGAUAGUCGGCGGAAGAACAUUUUCAUGCUGAACAACAUGAGUCAUUUAAAGGGGAAGACAAAUGUUCUGUUAGAUGAUUUGCUGCCUCUGCAGCAUCUUGAUUUUCCUUAUCCUGAUUAUUUCAAAUUACUCACAGAUAUCUGGAUCCAGGGUUACCUGAUUAAUGGUGCAAGGUUUAUCAGGGGAAAAGGAAGCAGGCAAGUACUGUUUGUAUUCUGGUGGCCGUUUCUCCCGAGCUGGCCACCUCCCUGUUCCGCAGCCAUCCUCGUCUGCUGCGCUGGUAGUUGGCGGCGUCUCCAUGGAGGUGCCUCCAGGCAAGCCUGCUGCUCCGGCUCUGCCGGCCGCUUCUGCCGCGGGAUCGCAUGGUCUCGAAGCUUCGAUGAGGAUGAAGAUGUGGAGAUGGCGCUGCGGACGCCGCUGGCCUCGGCUGAUGCCCCUGCUCCCUGUGCAGACGAGCUGACCCACCGGCCGCAUUAUGUGUCGUGGGCUUCUGCUUCUUAUGAAGACGAUGACAGGGACGACAAUGAGGAGAUGGCCCCCAGACUCCGCCGGCUGCCAUCGACUCCCAAGUCCCAACUCCGCCGAGAGGUCCCCUUCGAUGCUCCCGCUAUUUGGAGAACGGUCAGCUUGCGCGUGAGCGCCGCAACCCCUGACGUCCACUCAGCUCGCUGGCAUGCCUUGUCGUGCCGUGCCUCGGCAUCGAGCAUCAUCAAGCGUCAGCUUCCCAUAAAGUUCUUCGUCUGUCGUGCCCCUAUGUCGACUACUGCCGAGGGCGAUACCAUCACCACGAUCGUCACCCCUGUGUUGCAGAUCAUGCCCGAGCUUCAACAGCAACCGGAGGCGUCUGAGUCCAUUGUGUCAGUGGUAUCUGUGGCUGAUGACGUUGAGGCGGUCGGUAUGUUAGCGCCUGAUCCUUUGGUGCCCAGUCUGCCGCUUGCCUUUGUGGACCGUGGAGAUUCUAACAUUGCGGUCACCGACUCGCACGUGGCCAUGAGGAAGAUGGUGUCUCUGCGUGACAAGGUCGAUGAGGUUCUCUUCUAG
Messenger RNA from Triticum turgidum subsp. durum (durum wheat), 2349 nucleotides. The record is from the annotation of a GenBank genome assembly. Lineage: Eukaryota; Viridiplantae; Streptophyta; Magnoliopsida; Poales; Poaceae.